GUUGAACAGUAAUAUCGAGCAAUAUACGAACCAUGUUCUAUUACCAUUGUGUAAUUACUAUCAAGAUCUCACUCCAUUAAAGUACUAUAUGUUUAGUGAUUUGACUGUCGGAUUAGCAAAGUAUAAGCGGUGGUUCACUAUCAUCAAGUCAAUUGUUCAUUCUGAGUUCACCCUGGAUGAUUAUAGGGAGAUAAUUGAGUGGUAUAUCAUUAGUUGUUACUAUUAUGCCCAUAAAGAAGAUAGCCUACCUUCGAUUGAAAUUAUCAACAUUUAUGAUGUGAUUUAUGACACGUUAUCAUUGUUUGACCAACCAGUAAGUGUUUCCGACUUGUCAUGUGCUGAUUUCAUAGGCUGUGACAUAGACAUUCCCCAACAACUAUCCACUGAUUCCUUCAAGAAAGUUGUAUCCACCUGUCAAAACUUGUUCCCGAUUACCAAGCUCACCAUUGUGAAAUAUUUACAAUACAAUCAAUCAGUCAAUAAUAAAGAUAUUACCAAGCUUAUCAGCACGCUUAACCACACCAACUAUCACCAGUUGAUGCCGGCUAUAACUGCCUUGAAGCUGCAGUUCAACUUGGAUCAUGGUUUGAUUAACAAGUUGAUUAUCGAACGACUUCUUGCCUCUAACUUGUUUGACGAGGUCAAAGAAUAUCAGAGCGAAUUAUCCAGUGAUGAAUUCUUCUCGUUGGUAAUUGACAAAUUCUGGACUUCAUUUAAUUCAGCCACUAACUUAAACGACAAGAUUGGUCAUUUACACGAAUCGAAACAAUGCCUUGACUUGAGCGAUAGUUUACAACUCAAUGAAGAGAACCACGACUUGAUUGUCCGAUUAAAGCACUUGUUCAAAGCCAUGACAAACCUCAAGAACUUCAAGAUUGUGGUUGACAAAAGCAAGCCGUUCACACCUGGCCAAUUACUCAGUUUCAAAGACGACUUAAUUGGACUUAUUACUGUGAUUCUCCAACAAAACCCCAAGUCAUACCUUGCAUUCGAGAAGUUGUUCAAAAUAAUCAACGACCUCGCACUUUAUUUCCAAGCAGAAGGCGAUUUCUUCAAUAAGGUGAAGAUCGCUUGUAUUGAGUCCAGUCUUAUCGACGACAAUUUCGAAUACGCAUAUACUCACACCAAGCAAUUGUUUACUGUAAACGUUGAUGAAUUGUGGAUUAUAUUUUACCAAGUGGGCAAGUACAUUUCUCCAAAUUGGACAGAGCCGAAUAUAAAUGUAUUGGUUAAACAACGGGAAAUUCUUUCUUUGACAUUGAAACAUAUCUCGGAGAAUAACAAGAUAAUAUUGGAUCAGUGGGAGAAGGUAAACUCCCAGAUUGAAGAAUAUAGUGAACAAGUGUUGAAUGUUAGUGAGAGCAAAGAGGCCAGUAGCGAUGAUAUUGUUGAGAAUAUUAGUACGGAUAAGAUUUCCAAUUUGUUGGUUUCUGGGUUAGGAUGGGCUAUUGGAGCUCAUCACAGAUGAGUCAGCUACGACAUUUCCUUCAAGGAGUUUAACCUGGAAGAUAAAUAGGAAUAUGCAUUAAUCCAUAGAGUACAUCGAAAGUAAUAUUAUGUAGCAGCACUGAAUUUCCUACGACAAUACAAUCAAUUG
This is a messenger RNA of Spathaspora passalidarum NRRL Y-27907, 1597 nucleotides long. RefSeq lists its product as uncharacterized. The transcript has a single exon. Lineage: Eukaryota; Fungi; Ascomycota; Pichiomycetes; Serinales; Debaryomycetaceae. The record is from RefSeq and is a predicted model, not a curated record. Gene Ontology annotation, biological process: retrograde vesicle-mediated transport, Golgi to endoplasmic reticulum. The coding region runs from base 89 to 1468 and encodes 459 amino acids.